AUGGCCAGUCCUCGCACUCGUAGAGUAUUGAAAGAGUUGCGGCCUCUGAACGAAAACAAUACCUGCUUCGAAUGUGGAGCAAAUAAUCCGCAGUGGGUGUCUGUAUCUUAUGGAAUUUGGAUAUGCCUUGACUGUUCUGGACUUCAUCGUGGUCUCGGAGUUCAUUUAAGCUUCGUACGUUCUGUAACAAUGGAUAAAUGGAAAGAUGUAGAACUAGCCAAGAUGCGAGUGGGUGGAAAUAGGAAAUUUCGAGAAUUCCUUGAAAGUCAACCAGACUAUCGCGAGGACUGGUCACUCCAUGACAAGUACAAUUCACGCGCAGCGGCUCUAUUUAGGGAUAAGUAUGCCUAUUCAUGA
Molecule: messenger RNA, 357 nt
Organism: Strongylus vulgaris
Lineage: Eukaryota; Metazoa; Nematoda; Chromadorea; Rhabditida; Strongylidae
Source: the annotation of a GenBank genome assembly